This is a messenger RNA of Pelodiscus sinensis (Chinese soft-shelled turtle), 2716 nucleotides long. It is a transcript of the gene ADRB1, whose product is annotated as adrenoceptor beta 1. The record is from RefSeq and is a predicted model, not a curated record. Gene Ontology annotation, biological process: positive regulation of MAPK cascade; norepinephrine-epinephrine-mediated vasodilation involved in regulation of systemic arterial blood pressure; positive regulation of heart contraction. Gene Ontology annotation, molecular function: beta1-adrenergic receptor activity. NCBI's taxonomy places the organism in Eukaryota, Metazoa, Chordata, Testudines, Trionychidae. Gene Ontology annotation, cellular component: plasma membrane.
ACCCUGCCGGGCAGCCGGCACCUGCUCGGGGAGCAGCUGUCCCACCAGUGGGCGGUGAGCAUGGGGCUGCUGCUGGCCCUGAUGGUGCUGCUCAUCGUGGUGGGCAACGGGCUGGUGAUCGCGGCCAUCGGGCGCACGCAGCGGCUGCAGACCCUCACCAACCUCUUCAUCACCUCGCUGGCCUGCGCCGACCUGGUGAUGGGCUCGCUGGUGGUGCCCUUCGGGGCCACGCUGGUGGUGCGGGGCCGCUGGCUCUGGGGCUCCUUCCUGUGCGAGUGCUGGACCUCGGUGGAUGUGCUGUGCGUGACGGCCAGCAUCGAGACCCUGUGCGUCAUCGCCAUCGAUCGCUACCUGGCCAUCACCUCGCCGUUCCGCUACCAGAGCCUCAUGACCAAGGGCCGGGCCAAGGGAAUCGUCUGCACGGUCUGGGCCAUCUCCGCCCUGGUCUCCUUCCUGCCCAUCAUGAUGCAUUGGUGGCGGGAUCGUGAUCCUCAAGCUCUGGAUUGCUACCAGGACCCCGGCUGCUGUGACUUUGUCACCAACAGGGCCUAUGCCAUCGCCUCCUCCGUUAUCUCCUUCUACAUUCCCCUCCUCAUCAUGAUCUUCGUGUACAUCAGAGUCUACCGGGAGGCCAAGGAGCAGAUGAGGAAGAUAGACAAGUGCGAAGGCAGGUUCUACUGCAGCCACCCCCAGCCUCAUGCCCAGUCUCAAUCCCAACCCCACCACCUGCCCAUCCUGGGCAAUGGCCGAACCAGCAGGAGAAGGACCUCCAAGAUCUUGGCCUUGAAGGAGCAAAAAGCCCUCAAGACCUUGGGCAUCAUUAUGGGGGUUUUCACCCUCUGCUGGCUCCCCUUCUUCCUGGUCAACGUGGUUAAGGUCUUCAACAGGAACCUGGUGCCAGACCAGCUCUUCGUCUUUUUCAAUUGGCUGGGCUAUGCCAAUUCGGCGUUCAACCCCAUCAUCUACUGCCGCAGCCCCGACUUCCGCAAGGCCUUCAAGAGGCUGCUCUGCUGCCCCAGGAAAGCUGACAGGAGGCUGCACGCCAGUUCUGGGGAGCUCUCCCGAUAUGCAGGGAACUUUAUCAAUACUUUGGGCACCCCCGAGCGCAGCCUGGGAGGGACGUGGUCUGAAUGCAAUGGAGGUACGCAGGGAGGCAGUGACUCAAGUCUGGAGGAGAGGAAUAGCAAAACUUCCUAUUCAGAAUCCAAGGUAUAGGGAGAGGGGUUGUUUUGAGUUGGGGAGUGGGGCAGAGGGAUGCGUGCGCUGGACACAGAGCAUAAAGAAAGACUGGCAGGGAAAUGAACAGGAGCAAAAAGACAAAACUACCAAGAGUCUGGUUAAUAAACACCGAACCAAACUGAUCUCUCUCAGCUGAGAGAGACUGUGUUCACCUAGAACUAAAAGCAGGUGAAUGUGUAUGCAGCAUACCUCAUCUGAAGUAAAAGCAAAUGGGAGGCCACUGACCACUGAACAAAGGAAAUUAACCGACUCUCAAACCCAUUUGGAUGAUUAUUCUCUUUUUGUGAAGAGCUAAAGGUUGGUGGUUAGGGGGAAAUAAUUUCAAAAGGAGGUAAGAAUAUAGGUUCAGUUUUUCUGAGAGCUACACUUGCGGGGGGAGGGGAACUGAUGCUGAGGCAUGGAAGUAUUGGGAAUUUGCUGUGGCCAUCAGUGUAGGCAGCAUCGAUCCGUUACUAACCUUGCUUCAAAGUUUAGAACUAUCAGCUGUCCCGUCCCUGCUCCUGGGAGCUCCACUUAGCCUCAUACAGAGGAAAAGAGCCUGCUUUUAAUAAGCACCGACUGCCGAAAAAUCUCAUUAAAGUCCCUGAGGACUCCAGGGACUCAGCAUUUUUUUAUUUUUUUUACAAAUUGAACUGAAAGUCCCUUUUGAAAGUGUAUUUGUGAUCUGGCAAGUUGUAUUUGAAGCUCUUGGUAGCUGGGCUCUCCCGUUAUCCAAGGUGGAUAUGAAUAAAUAAAUCACAUUGAACAUUAAUAUACUUGUAUUUUGCACAAACCUCUCCUGCUUUUUUCUUCUGAACCAGCAAACUAGUGGUUUUUGUACUUAUCUUCCCUUGCCAGACAACAGCAACCAGGCUGAGAAACUUCUACCUCAAACUGUGCAUAUUGUACAGCGGAAACAAGACGUGUUUAUAUUAAACAGCUUAUUUAUGUAUCACUAUUAGUAUUUUAUAUAAAAAAAAUCCCACCCCAGACAUUGAGCCUUUUGCAGUUUGGUCUUUGUAGUUAAAGAUGAAAAGUAAAAAUGAAUUCCUUGUGUAACUUCCUUUUUUAAAAUUACUGCACAUUUAAAAAAAAGCAGCAGCAACCGGGGUGGUUUUUUUUUUUUUUUUUUGCACAGUGUUGAGAAUUGCAAAGUGAAUUGAAUGUUACUUGCACACACAAAAAAUCGAGUUACAAAUAAAACAAGGCUAAAAUAACAUCAAAUCCUAAAUCUAUUUCAGUUCUUGUCUGCUAUGUUACAAUUUUACUGAGAGAGUUAUUUUAAAUAUUUUAUCAAGGUACUGUAAAUGUAUCUAUAUUCUAAAUUAAAGUAUCUUAAGGGUAUUUUUAUUUUUACGUCCAACUGCCCGUGUGAAUCUGCUGUUAUUUUAUCACCCGUGUGUUAUUUCCAUUUUCCUCUUGUGUGUUUUAUAAUGUAUUUAUACUCUGGUGCAAUUUACUACUGUGGGAGUAAUCGGUCUAUGUGCAAUAAAUGUCA